Phyllotreta striolata is the source of this 3109-nucleotide messenger RNA. Lineage: Eukaryota; Metazoa; Arthropoda; Insecta; Coleoptera; Chrysomelidae. The record is from the annotation of a GenBank genome assembly.
UACAAAAACCGCAACUCGUAACAACAUGUCGUCUCCUUGGGCCAAAAUCGACAAGCCUGAACCAAUAAAUUUGGAUGACAUCAUGUCCGAAGAGGUAGCUAGAGAACUGCAAGCGAAGGAGGAAAAGAAUUUACUGAAGCACCUCCAUCCAGGUUCUAAUGAUAAUGUGGCGUGUUCAGAAGAACCUGUCGAUAUUCCUGACGAGAUACUAAAAGCUAUUAGUGAUGACAGCUUCGAAAGCGACGAAGCCAUAGCUAAGCUACUCCAAAUGCAAUUCGAUAAGGAAUACGAUGAAGAAUUGAAACGCGUCGAAGGAAAAUACAAUGGAACUUCCAAAGUUUCCAUAUCAUUCGAUAACUACAGAAGGGUUCCUCUAAACCAGGACUUCCUGAGCGAUUCCGAAGACGAAGAAAUAGUCGAUAUAAGAGACAGAAAGGACUGGGACAGGUUCGAUAGUCUAAAAAAGGAAUUCAACUCCAUACCACAGUGCGGUUACAAAACCAACAAAGACGGCAAAAUGAUUACAAAACACGACGGUGUAAUGAGCGGAAGAAACAACGCUUGCAAGUUACUCUCUUUCCCUCCGGAAUUCCAAACGGGAGACGGAGAAACCUUCGAUUUGAAGCUAUCCAAUAAAGUUUUCAACAGUUUGAAGUUACAUUCGAAUAAAGAGCAAGUUAGGAGGCACAAAUUGAACGACAAAAAAGAAGAUCAAGCCACCGCUGAAUUCGGUAUCGACGAAUACACACGUCUCAUUCUCUACAAACUGAUAAAUAAUCAACUAUUGGAAAAGGUUAAUGGAGUUAUCAGUAUAGGUAAGGAGGCUGUGAUAUUACACGCCGAUACCGAUCCCGGUUUUCCCUUUGAUCCCGAUUUGCCUAAGGAAUGCGUACUAAAAGUAUUCAAGACGACCCUUGCGGAGUUCAAACAACGGGAUAAAUAUAUCAAAGACGACCACAGGUUUAAGGACAGGAUUGGCAAGCAAACGGCCCGUAAAACCGUUCACAUUUGGGCGGAGAAAGAAAUGGCUAACCUCAUGCGAUUGGCCAAAUCGGGCAUCCCCUGUCCCAAAGUGGUUACUUUAAAGAAACAUGUGUUGGUUAUGUCGUUCAUCGGAGACGAUCACAAACCCGCUCCGAAAUUGAAGGACGCCAUUUUGAGCGAUGCGGAUUACAUGGUGGCCUACGACGAAGUGAUAGAAGGCAUGAAGGCAUUGUACGAUAAAGCGAAUUUAAUUCACGCCGAUUUAUCGGAGUAUAACAUUUUGUGGCACGAGGAUAAAUGUUACUUUAUCGAUGUUAGUCAGUCGGUGGAGCCGAGUCACGAGAACGCUUUUCAUUUUCUUCUGAGAGACUGCAACAAUGUUCUAAACUUUUUUUCCAAAAAAGGAGUACCGGAGGUGAUGUCGCCUGAAGAACUGUUUGAAUCCAUAACGGGAUGUAAAUUCCAAGAUAAGGUUGCGUUGGAUACUAUAAGGGAAUCGUUCAAGCUCAAGCCCCAUCUAGUUAAUAAACCCGGUGUUGAAUUGAAUUACAAUUUUGACACUGCCUGGAAAAAGGCCAAAUCCAAAGAGAUGCCUCAGGUAGAGGUCGUUUUGCCGGUUGAAAAUGUUUUAGAUGAUGUCGAUAUAGCUCCAGUUGAACCUGCAAAAGCGUAAUUUGUUGUAUUUAUUUUCAUUAUAAAGCUAAAAGUAAAAUGAAGAAUAUAUAUUUAUAUUUCGUUGCUAACCAUUUGAGAUAUGUUAUGUCUAAUCGAUUUUUCUUCUCCAUUCCGGAACGCCGAGUUUGGGUAAUUGUUUAAUAGGAAUCGGAGUUUGUUCCGGGUAAAUAUUGUCAUCGUGUAAUCGGUUUAUCCAUUGUCUGGUGGGUUUGAAUAAUCUUUCCGGAUCCCUCGGGACUAGUUGGGUGGAUUUGCUUCUCGAAGGUUUCUGAGCCUGAUGUUGAUUCUUACUGUUCUUCAUUUGUAGGAUAUAUAAAUCGUCUCGUGUUUGGAAUUCUUUAAUGAGUUUGUUGGCUGUUAUCGCUUUGAGUUUUCGAUCGUUUUCUUGUUGGAAUUCCGCGCGUAAUUUUUGUUGUUCUUCCAAAAAUAAUUUAGUUCUUUUCCAUUCUUCUACUAUUCUUUUCGUUUCUUCGUUUUUCUGUUUUCUUUUGCUCUCCAGUUCUUUCUUUUUGAGGUAGUUUUCCCGUUCGGUGCUUAUUUGUGUUUGGAAAAUCAUAUCUUUGUUUUGCUUCCAUUUCGAUAGUUUUUCUUUUAAAUCUUCGUGGGUUAUUGUUAUUUUUGAUUGCACGGGAGGUUUGCUAAUUGAAAUUGCUUUAUGUUUGGAUUCUUGCCACUUUUUAAUGGCUUCUUUUUUGUUGUUUUCUAGGAUUAAAUACUCUUUGUACCAUUCCUCGUGUUGUUUAAUCUCCUCGAUAGUUUUAUCGGGUAGAAGUUCGUUGAGUUUCCUAGCUGAUGUAUCUGGGUUUUUGAAUUUGUUUCUACAUUUGAUGAAUAAUUGGUGAUCGGUCGGGUCCCAGCCAUUUUCAUGACCUCCGCUUCUGUGGAGGAAAUCUAUAAAUUCUCUUAUUUCUAUACAGCUCACUUUGGAAUCUGGGGUUUUGUAGUUUGUUUUGGAGUUGAUUUUAUUUAUAUCGAUAGGUUGUGACCAUUCGUUUACUUUUUCUAUGUAAUAAUCGACGUCUUGGUUGAUAUCGAAAAAAUCGUUUUUUAAAUAUUUCAUUUUCGUAAUGGUGUUGUCCAUUAAAUACUGUAUGGAAUCUUGAAUUGAUAUCAUAUCGUGUUUCAACUGGCUUAAGUCUAUGUUGAGUAGCGUGUUGUUUUGCUUCAAGAAAUGUUUUUUAGAAUUAAUAUUAUCUCUUAUUUCGUUGAUUAGGAUUUUUAGUUCUUUCCUUUCGUUUUGUCGUAGCUCUUCCAAACUUGAAGACAGGCUGUGGAUUCUUGAACAAUUAGGAUAAUUUUUUAAAUUUUCUAUAAUCGAGAAUAUAGUUUUUUCUAUACUCUGUUGAGCACAAUUUAACUUAUUUAAGUCGCUGUUAAAAUUAAAAGCCAUUUUUAUAAAUUCCGAGUACAACUCGAAAAGUUUGUUUGUAUUUUUGAAUCCCUUGUUUCC